This is a messenger RNA of Moneuplotes crassus, 927 nucleotides long. The record is from the annotation of a GenBank genome assembly. NCBI's taxonomy places the organism in Eukaryota, Ciliophora, Spirotrichea, Euplotida, Euplotidae.
AAUGCAAACCAGCCCUUUAUAUUACGAUAACGUAUUUGCUGAUCUUGCCUGCUACUUUAAUGGUGACAACAACGAUUUCAGCAAUUUCCCUAUGCUCACUAGCAAAGACAGCAUCAAAUCGCUGAGAAAUGAUUUUUACCAAAACAACAAAGAAAAUUGUAAGACGGCCGUUGUCAGCCCUAUACUUCCAUCCUGAGGAUCAGAGUUCUUUACAACAAGUCUGAGAAAUACGAAAAUACUUCCUACAAAUCCUAGGAUCACCCAGCAAGCUGAGAUCCGGUCUUCUACUAUGACCUUACUCUUUAAAGAUAAUGAGCAGAAUGAGCUUACUAGAGAAUUUUCUGACAAGAAGGAGAAAAAAGUUUCAAUACUUCCCAAGAAAUCAUCCCCAAAGCAAAAGAAGAGUCCUAAAAUGAGAGGAAGGCUUGAUAUAAAGAAGAAGAAAGCACUUCGUGACGUUAGGAAGUUCUACAAAGACUCUUUCAAGUCUAAAAAUGUAGAAAUUAUGAAACAAAGAUAUAUAAACUGAAGCUUCGAAAUGAUAUUCGAAGGAACUCAAUGGACACUGAUGGACGCCAUCCCCCAAGAAUUCGUCACAGAUGAGCUAGUAUACUACACUAUUGGAAUUCUUGGAAUCAAGAAAUUAUCUGAGAUAAAUUGAAGCAAUAAACUCAAGAACGAAAUUUCUCAGUACUUCGAAGCUGUUAGAAGGUUUACACUCAGAAGUUUCAACUUCACAAUAAAAUCCGAUAAUUUUGUAACUCUCUGAAGAUUUUUGCCUCAAAACAAAGAACAAACUACAAGGAUGAUCAGUGAUGCAUCUGAGAAAUCAUCUUCGAAGAGAUAGACUAUGCACACAUUUAUCCAUGAUAAAUAUUUCCUGUAAAAAGAGUCUCUCAAGCUAAUGACUUAUAUUGAUAAAAAUUU